AUGGGGAAGAAAGUCAGAAAGAAGAGUCGAGGUUCUGCCAAGGAGAAGGUGGUUGCUACCCAUUUGCCAAAAAAGGUUAUUGAAUCAACCAACCCGACUGUCGAGUCUGUUGAUGAGGGGGAUUUGGUUGUAAAAGAGACUAGUUCUUGCCCUCAUUUUGUAAAAGGUGUUAAUUUAAACAGAUUGUCCACUAAGAUUGAAUCUUGUGGAUCCUUAAGGUGCGAGGAUUGUAGGGAAGGUGCGUCUGAUAGAAGGAGUGGUAAAGGAAAAGGUAAACAUGGGAAGAAGAAAGGUGGUGCAUCAUUAGAUUCAAAAUCCGAGUCAAAGUCUAUAUGGGUUUGUUUGGAGUGUGGUCAAUUUACCUGUGGAGGCUUAGGGCUACCAAUAAUCCCGCACUGCCAUGCGGUGGUGCAUGCGAGGAAAAAUCGGCACCCCUUGGUGGUUCAUUUUGAUAAGCCUCAACUGUGUUGGUGUUUUCCUUGCGACAUGCUUAUUCAAGUUGAUAAAAUUGAAAAAACUGAUGAAUCGAGUCAUCUUCUAUCUGAUGUUGUGAAAUUGUUGAAAGGACGAUCACAAGAAAAAUAUUCAGCGGAUAUUGAAGAUGUUUUGGCUGGGGAUAGCAGUAUUACUUCCGAAAUUAAGUCAAGAGCUCUGUUCUCAAAUGAUUCGUCUGGACAAGGUGGUUAUGUAGUUAGAGGUAUGAUUAAUCUUGGGAAUACCUGUUUCUUCAAUUCAGUCAUGCAAAAUUUGCUAGCCAUGAAUAGAUUGCGGGACAGCUUUCUAGAAUUAGAUGCUCCUGUUGGACCACUUAUUAGUUCCUUGAAGAAGCUUUUCACCGAAACAAACCCUGAAUCAGGAUUGAAAAAUGUUAUAAAUCCUAGAUCUUUUUUUGGCUGUGUCUGUUCUAAGUCUCCCCAAUUUCGAGGAUAUCAGCAGCAUGACAGUCACGAAUUGCUCCGUUGUUUACUGGAUGGGUUAAAUACUGAAGAACUAGCUGGAAGAAAGCAGAAUGGUUCUCCGAAGAGAGAUGGCACCUCUUCCAAUACUUUAGUGGAUGCUUUAUUUGGGGGUCAGAUAUCAAGUACUGUGUGUUGCAUAGAAUGUGGGCAUUUCUCAACAGUGUAUGAACCUUUUUUAGAUCUUUCACUUUCUGUCCCAACCAAGAAACCUCCACCUCGGAAGGCCCAACAAUUACCUCGAACCAAAAAAGCUAAACUUCCACCAAAAAAGGUUGGAAAAACUCGAGUCAAAGUUAACAGGGAUACUGAUCCCUUACCUGUUCAAACUCUAUCAAACCAAUUAUCCAGCCACGAAUCAUCUAGCCCUGAUCAAUCCGUCAUAUCAGCUGCUGGAGAAAUGGGGACUUGUUCUGGUGAUUCCACAUUAUUAGGUUCUGAAGAGAUAGACAGUGUGACUGAUAAAGAGGAUUUGUCUUUACCUAAUUUGGUUACUGCUCAACAUAUGGAAGUGCUUGACAAUAAAACGUCAGAUGAUUUUACAUGGUUGGAUUAUGUGGAAACUGGAACAAUGAUAGAUGAGUGUGGUUUUAUUUCCCAAAAGGAGGAUGAUCCAGAGGUACGGGAUACUCAGAUCAAAGAUGAAUAUUUAAAUGAAUUCCAUGAACAGGCUAGCUGUGAAUCCAGUGGUCCUGCUUGUUUCCCUAAGGAGGGUCAGAACCCAGGACCCAAAUUUUCGUCAGCAAAUGGGUGGGAAGAUGAGGUUCCAUUACAAGUUCAAGAUUCAGAAGUGCUAUUACUUCAAUACAAAGAAGGAAGUUCCUCAGCUGCUGAGAUCAUAGGAGGAGAUAGUGAGGCCUCCUCAUUGGUUUUGGGUGGUUAUCAAGAAUUGGAGUUUGAUGGCUUUGGUGACUUAUUCAAUGAGCCUGAAGUUGCUGGACCUGCUCCCAGACCAUCUUCAUGCAGUGAGGUCAUGGAAGCUAGUCUUGUCAUUGGAAGUAACAGUGAGUCUGAUCCAGAUGAAGUAGAUGACACAUACUCUCCUGUCUCUAUAGAGAGUUGCUUGGCACAUUUUAUAAAACCUGAGCUUCUCUCGGAUGAAAAUGCUUGGCAUUGUGAGAACUGUUCUAAAGUUCUCCACCGUCAAAAUUUGGAAGAAAAAAAGAAGGCAAGAGCUGUAUCUGGUGGAAAUGAAUCUGGAAUUCGUGAUGAACCAUGGCAUGCAGUUAAUUCUUGUUCUGUUAAUGUCAGAACCAAUGGAAAUGGGAACAUACAAAAUGACCAAAAAAUAGAAAGUUUGGUCUUACAAGAUACACAUGACACAAAGCUUGAAAAUGGUCAAAGAGAUGAGCUUAGUUUAAUCCUUAAUGAAAGGAAUAGUGGCACAUUUGAAAUGGAAGAUACUCAUAAUGAUGAGUUACAAUCUUCAAGUUUUCAUAAUGCUUACGGUGAAGAAAGCUGCAUUCAUUUAGUUGCUGAUUCUUGUAUUACAGAAAAUUUUCAAAAAAGACAUUCUCGGAUGAUAGGUAAUGAAAACAAUGACUCAGAGGAUGCCGACUGCAAAAGUGUGAAAGUGAAGAGGGAUGCCACUAAGAGGGUCCUCAUAUAUAAAGCUCCGCCUGUCUUGACCAUUCAUCUAAAGAGAUUCAGCCAAGAUGCCCGUGGUCGCUUAAGUAAAUUAAAUGGCCAUGUCAAUUUCAGAGAAACAAUGGAUAUUAGACCAUAUAUUGAUCCCAGGUGCACAAUUGACGAGAAGUAUGAAUACCACUUGGUUGGUUUAGUGGAGCAUUCGGGAACUAUGAGAGGGGGUCACUAUGUUGCCUAUGUGAGAGGGGGGCAGAGGAACAGGGGGAAGGAUGAUAAGGAAAAUGAGGGUUUCACGUGGUAUCAGGCAAGUGAUGCAUAUGUGCGUGAAGUGUCCCUUGAUGAAGUUCUUCGCUGUGAGGCAUACAUUUUAUUUUACGAAAAAGUUUGA
This is a messenger RNA of Sphenostylis stenocarpa, 2931 nucleotides long. Lineage: Eukaryota; Viridiplantae; Streptophyta; Magnoliopsida; Fabales; Fabaceae. The record is from the annotation of a GenBank genome assembly.